This is a messenger RNA of Gigantopelta aegis, 1752 nucleotides long. RefSeq names its product adipocyte plasma membrane-associated protein-like. Gene Ontology annotation, biological process: biosynthetic process. Gene Ontology annotation, molecular function: strictosidine synthase activity. The record is from RefSeq and is a predicted model, not a curated record. The transcript is spliced from 9 exons. NCBI's taxonomy places the organism in Eukaryota, Metazoa, Mollusca, Gastropoda, Neomphalida, Peltospiridae. The coding region runs from base 214 to 1443 and encodes 409 amino acids.
UUCAUCAGUAAAAUUGUAUAUCAUUAGUGAAUAUAGUAUAAUGCAAUCAUUUUAGAACAGUUGUAAAAUAGAUAUUGUAACAAAAUAUUUAUAUGGCAUAUAUGUUGAUUACAAGAAUAAUUAAUUGCGGUUAAGACCUCUUUGAAGAGUAAUAAUUCUUCAUGCAUGUAUCGAUAGGUUACUGUAAACAGUGUUUUGAUGCAUUAUUAAAAGAUGACAACUAAUUUAAGACAGAGAAAACUUGACAAUCUGUCACGUGAAGAAAUAAAAUCAAGUAAUGAUGAUGUAAAAAGAGAAACAGUGGCUGCACAAGGCUGGGGUGCCUUUGCCAUUGCCUUUGCAGUUGCUGUGAUUCUUGUGAUUGUUGUUCUGAUAUUAAUUCCAUCGCCAAUCGAACCCGUCGCUUUCAGUUUUCCAGAUCCACCUGAUCUGACUGGCCCUCUGGUACGUAAUGAAAAAUUGUCAAAGACGGAAAGACUUCAUGAGAAUGAAAUUAUUGGUCCCGAGUCAAUUGUCAUUGAUGGAGAGCAUAUAUAUACAGGUACCCUUGAUGGAAAGAUACUUGUUAUCUACAAAGGAACGGCAAGAGUUUUGGCAAAACUAGGUCAAGAUCCUUGUGGUGGUUUUGAGAAUGAGCCUACCUGUGGACGACCACUUGGAAUGCGCCUUGACAAUGACGGCUAUUUAGUUGUAGUGGAUGCUUACUUGGGUCUUUUUAAAGUCAACGUAGCUACAGGAGAUGUGCAUCAACUUUAUUCAUCUUCUGAACCAAUAAAUGGAAAAAUUCCCAAAUUCUUGAAUGACCUUGACAUUGCUAAGGACGGCACUAUUUAUGUCACUGACUCCAGCACAAAAUGGGACAGACGUCACAACAGAUAUGUUUUACUAGAAGCAGAAUCAUCGGGCAGAUUACUUUCUUAUAAUCCACAAACAAAGCAUAUGACACAACUUGUUGGUGGGCUGAUGUUUCCAAAUGGUGUACAGCUGUCAAUUAAAGAAGAUGUUCUGCUCAUCUCAGAAACAACCACAGCCAGGAUCAUGAGGUAUUAUUUACAAGGAGAGAAGAAAGGUGAACUUGACGUGUUUGUACACAACUUGCCUGGGUUUCCGGACAAUAUCCGCAGAUCAAGCCGUGGAACGUACUGGAUUGGUCUGGCAGGUGUCAGAUUUAAAGCACGGUUUAAUGGCGUGGAUUUUAUGGCAUCAAAACCAUUAUGGAGAGCCUUCUUUGCAAAGGUACUUCCACAAGAGAUGCUAAUGUUACUUCUUCCAAAGUAUGGCUUAAUUCUGGAGCUUGACAAAACUGGCAAGAUAAUUCAGAGUCUGCACGACCCCACAGGCCGGCAGAGUGAUGCAAGUGAGAUCGAAGAAAAGAACGGAGUCUUGUAUAUCGGAUCUUACCAUCUGUCACACCUGGGAAGACUGUACAUGAUGGCUGUAUAAAUUACUCAAGUUCACUUAUGUGUACACCAGGGCCCCGUUCCACAAAGCAGUCUUAGCCCUGGACAAGACUUAAAGUGAUAGACCCUAGUUUCUAAACACUACGGCAUAUUUUCCACGGCUUUUAUUUUGACAGUUGAAAUGAAACAUAACUUUGAUUUUGUUGUUUAGAUUAUUCAUUUUAAUACGUCUUAAGUGUUUCUGGUCAUGUUGGUGUUUCUAAUACCACAAAUUGUUUAGUUUUUUUGUUUUUUAAACGCACAUAUCUCAGAUGUACUGGUUAUGGAGAUGAGCUCUUGUAAAUGUUUAAAG